GAAUUUGAUCUUUAUAUAAUUAAAUCUAUUGUUAGGAUAUGGAAGGAGAAGAUAAAGAGUUCACAGAACUUAAAGAAAGAGUCAACAAGACACUUGAGGAAAGAUACCCAAAUUGGAAAGAGCCAAUCGAAGAGCUCAAGGCAAUGGACCAAUACCUGACCACUUGUGCUGAGCACGACUACCCAUCUGAAGGUGCCAAGGAGGAAGAAAAGGACAUGCUUGAUCCCAAAAUCUAUAAAGGAAUUUGCAACAAGCUCAGCAAGAUCAAUAUAUACGUGAAGGAAGAGGUUAUUCCUGAAAUCAUUCAGGUUUUUAAAACUCUACUCGGGAUCUUCAACUCAGAGAUCUCUUCAGGGAGAUGCCACCCUGAGAUAAUGGAGGCUAGCGAAGUCUUAUUCAAAGUCAAUGAAUCCUUCUUCCGAUCUCAUCGGAUUGAAGCUCCUGAAAAGAAAACUAAAAAGAGCGAAAAAGAGAGUGAAGAGAAGGAUACCAAAGAUGAUACAGACAAGAAGGAAGAUAAAGAACAGACCGGUGAGACAGAAGAUGUCAAAAACUGGGGCGCUCCUGAUGACUCACCUGAAAAGACCAACAAUAAUGCUGAUCUGCUAGGAUUAAAUUCUGAUGACCCUGAGAUUGCAGGCCAUGAAGCGGCUAUAGCAAAGCAAAACCAAGACGAGAUGGCUGCAGAAGAUACUAAAGCUGGUGAGAAAACCGAAACUCCUGAUGGAGACGGAGACACUGAAGAGCUAGAUAAAACUGGAAAUCAAGCUGAUGAUGAAUAUGAAGAUCAGUCUAAAUACUUUGAAGAUGGAGCAUAUAAUAAUGCAGAUACUACCUUUACUCCUGACAAAAAAUAUGACUAUGAAUAUGAUGAUAACCUUUUAUGUAUGAUUUAUACAGGACCUGAAUUCGAACUAGGAGAGCUCGUUGAUGCUUUGAAGACAGAACAAGAAGUUACAACCCAGACACUCACUUGUUGGGAACAAGCUAAGGUUGUGGAAGAUAAUCCAAAUUACUAUGUUAUUCAAUUUAUUAGAGACUAUCCUAAUUUCAAAACUAUACAAAAGGAUGUGUUUAGAACUAUGAUGUUCAAAUACGAGACUCACACUCGCCAUAACCAUUGGAGAUAUUGGGCUCCAGAAAGAAAAUUAAACUUAAUGGUAGAAGUGUACCAUCAAGACAGAUGGCAGUUGGCCAAGAUCAUGUCUACUUGCGAUAGCAUUAACGGAGAAGUAGAUAUGGCUAAUCUAGUGACUUUCCCUGACCCUGACAACGUAAUUGAUAUGAGCAAGUCUGAUUUCCCUCAAUACCCUAUUCGUAGCCCAAGGAUCAGACUUCCGAACGGUCAAGUUAGGUAUCUCGGUCAUGCACCUGAUCAUGGCACUACAGCUGGAACAGAAACUUACCCCACGAACGUUGGGACUUAUGGAGGAAGUAACUCUACCAAUAGUGAUGGCAAAACAAGUAUUCAUGUUUUGUUGUGUCAGGAAUUCGUCAGAAUUGGUACUCAUCAAGCUAUUGUUGAAAGAAUCUCUAAUAAAGAGAACCCACUCCCCAUCGAACAAGUAGUUGCUUUCUUGAACAUUCUCGUUGUAAUCAUUGUGUAUAUAAGAGAGCACACUGAUUAUGAUUCUGAGCUCCAGAGCUUCAACCAAAUUGUCUUAGCUACAUUGGAAGACUAUGUCGAGAAUGACCUCAUUCUUCCAAGCAUCAAAGAAUUUAAGCACGAAUACUUCAAAGCCAUCAACCAAGCUAUUGUAAAGUUCAGACUUGGAAAUGAAUUUAACCAGAGAAUGGCAACACUUAUCAUAGAGUGUGCUAAGAGAUGCCUUAAUUCAGCAUACCUCAGUGUCAGAGUUCAAGGAUGCAAGGAGAUUGAGUCAAGGUGCUCUACUGCUCACAGAUCUAACACCUCUCAUCUGAGCAAAGACGAAUUAGCUGAGUGGCUUUCUAAGAACCAGAUCAUUAAAUCUAUUUUUGGAGCAAACCACCACUCUGAGCUGAUAAAAAGGUCUGAAUAUAUGCUGAAGAUCCUCUCUCGUUCCAAAAUUGGUAUCAGUGAGGAAGAGAUAAAGCUGAUCUGGAAUCUCACCAAGAGAGAUAAACAGACAAAGAAAGAAAUUUAUACAAUCCUUGGAAAGGUUGGUGAUCUCAUUAAUGAUGAAGCAAAGGUGUUUAUCUUUGAUAGACUGAAAGAGUACGAUAAUUUCCUGAUCGAUGACAUCAAUUUCCUCUACUCUUUCAAAAAGAACACCGACUUUCAGCUAGAGUGUACUUGGAAAAUCUUGAACAACAGCUCCAGCUAUGAACAAGAAGUUGUCCAAAGCGCAUUCUCAAAGCUUGAGGAUAUGAUGAAAUUCUCCUCGAUGGAGAAGAAGCUUGACUAUAUAAACAAGAGUAUCGCUAAGUUAGCCUCAGGAGAUAUGUCUCUAGUCUUGAUUAGAAUUCUCAAGGCAACAUUGAAGAAUAUCAACCUUGCCACAGCUAGAGUCCAAAACAUGGGUGAUCAAUUUGAAACAGCUAAAGAUGAGCUUCUUCUCAAAUUUUACGAAAACUUUAACACUUACUGUGAGACUGUUGAAGAAAUAUGCGUAAAAGACGAUAGAAGAAGGUUCAACGCUGCUUAUGAAUGUUUUGUUGAUACAUUCAAUCAUGAAGAGCACUUAAAGGAAAAGCUAGCAUUUAUUUCUGAGCUGUACAAACUCUAUAAAAUCACUAUUACGAAAGAGCAUAUUGAUCUACUCUGGAAAUGCCUGUCAAUGACUCGCAUUAGACUUAAUAUUGAACUGUACUUCAAAUGGCUAAAUGACCAAAUAGAAGCUUAUAACUCAGAUAAAUUCUCCUUCCUUACUGGAGAGAUUAUUGAGUACUUUUUCACAGAGAGGAUUCUCAAUGAACAAAACAAUUACUCUCUUAUGGAGACAGAAGGUUUCGCUCUGUUCAAGUCUUUGUUCAAACUUGUGAAUGAAAAAUACCAUAAACUCCAAAUCUUGAACGCAACCAGAGGGAAAACAAAGCACCAGACCAUAAUCACAAAUGGAGCGACCAUUACUUCAACUACUUACGGAAAUGUUAGCCAGAAGAAGGAAUUCAUCAUCUAUGUCCACCCUGACCAAUUGCUCGGCAUAAACAUCGUGUGGAGAAUUAUGAUGGAAUGCAACAACAUUGCUGUCACUGCUGACUGAAUGAUCUUCAUCGGAAACCUCUACUCCAACAUCAGUGACUCAAUCGAAGACCAAAGAAUGAGUAUUGAAGAAGAUCUUGUGAAGAUAAGUUUCCAACAGAUCAACGAACUUGAGAAGAAAAUUAAUCAGCCCAUCCCUGAAAGCUAUGGUGAAGCUCAAAUCGCUCAUUGGAAUAUGCAAAAGGAUAACCUUCAGAAGCAAAUCGAGAGAAACUUCAUGCAUAUUAAGAGUUUUAUGAAUAACUCUGAAGUCUGCGGAUUGGACGGGUUCGUCUCCUUUGAUCCAGGAUAUAAGAUCUCAUUCACUGUUCUCAAUAAGAUUUCAUGGGGAAAGGGAUGCCAUACCAAGAAGGGUGUCCCAACUAAAUUUAGAUUCUACGUUUUCCAAAACAUCACUCUCUGGGACUUAAAGAGAUACAUCAUUGACAAAUUAAAAAUGGACCAAAAAACCUUGAAGAUUGAAAAGAUUGGAAUUCAUUCAAAAGAGUUCAAAGACUCUGAAAACUCCAGAACUCUUAAGCAGCUAGGUAUUGAAGAUGAUGACAAGCUCUCAGUUACUGCAAAAGUAUCAGCUAAUACGUUUGACCAUCUCAGUCUAAUGUUCUCAGAUGGAACCUUAACUCCUGAAGCAUCGAGAAUGUUUGAAGAGGUCUUUAAUCUUUACACUACUGAGGAAGGGGUAAUGAACAGAGAAGGAGCUGCUAAUUUCCUCAAAUUGUGCACUAACCAGAAUACUAAGCUUGACGAUCCAAGAGUGAACAGACUUUUUGACUCUUAUAACCAGGCUAAAGAUGAGAGACUUACUUGUGACGAGUUCAAACAAUUCUAUAUCGACUCAAUCAAGAGUAAAGAGCAAACUGUCUGGUCCAACAUCAGAGCUUGGAGUUAUAAGACUGAUCUGAAGCAUGGAACUGAGAGGUCCGAAAGAGAAAGAUCAACUUUACUAAGAUAUAAAAUCCCUCAAAAUGAGGAAGACUUCAAUUCCAUCCUGAACCUGCUUGAAAAUGAGAACAAUGAAAUUGCUGGAUCUGCAUGGAGGUUCCUUUCUGAGCUGUGCCUUAAUCCAGAGGUUAUAGAGAAAAUUAUAACUCUUGAUUUGUUUGAAGAUCUUGAAAACAAGUGGUUGGAGAGUUCAAAUCCUUACAAGCUUAUUUAUGUACUCAGAAUAAUCCACUUUUUCCUACAUUAUGAGCUGAACGCUCAGGCUGAAGUAAGAGUGAUGUUUAAAGAUGAAGAUAACACAAGCGACAAAGACCUAAAUGUUGUAGGAAGCUCAAUCCUAAAACCAGUCGGAUCAGGAAUUCCUCCUCCAGAGCCAGCUGUGCCUGUAGGAAUUCCCCCAGAGAGUAAUGCUUUAUCAAGCGAAGGAAAGGCUCAUAAUAUUGUAUCAGCAUCUGCAAAUGCUCCUCCACCUCCACCACCCCCAUGUGGGCCAAAUCUACCAACAAUCAAUGUACAAGGCCCAGAAGAGAAGAAAGUUCAAUUUAACGAAGAACCUGAAGAAUAUAACGUCAAUGUGUACCCUCCUGGUGGAGAAGUAGUCGAAGACUACCAAAUGGAGGUAGAGGAGAACAUCCAGACUGACACUAAGCCUGAUUCCAAAGUUGAAUCAAGUUCUAGCAAACCAGAUGAAAUUAAAGAAGAAAAUUACACAGACCAUAUGACCCUACCUGUCAUGGAGAUCGCUGAAAAAUAUAAAGAGCAUAUGGCCAAUUGGGUCUCGAAGUUUAUUGAGAAAGGAGGCUACGAUUAUGUAUGAGACUUGUACCUCUCUGAUGAUAGUCCUAUCUCAGUAAAACUCAACAACAUCUCCAUAAUGACUGAAGAAGAGAAAUCUUGUAGUAGACUACUUCUUGAGAUAAUCGGUGUCUUCAAUAUCGUUGCUGCUUAUGUCAAUGAUGAAACAAUUCCUAAAGACCUCGAAUCCCAGAAAGCUUUAGAUCAUGCCCAGCAAGAAUCUGAUUACUAUAACAUCGACGAAGACGAGGUGAUGGAUGCCGAUCAGCCUAAGAAAAUGAGGACUACCUCUUCAGCCAACAAAGAGAUUGAUGAAAUAAUUCUUAUUAAAGCAAAGAUCAGUCUAUACCAUGAGAUUAGCAGUCCUACCUUCUGCAAGUCCAUCACUCCAAAGUUUGCAAAGAGAAUCAUCGAGAAAUUUAACUAUGAAAAAUUUGUCAAGAGAACACUGAAGACAUUAAACGAGAUUCUCUCUACUAGAAAUCUUUCUCAGAUGGAUAAGGAUAUUAUAAAUCAGAACAUGAAGGUUACUCAGAACUUAUUCCUUUAUGAUGAAAGAAGUCUUAGCAUAUUAUAUAACUUCAAGGAUGAGGAAUCCAAUACUGACCUGAAAGAUUUCAUUAUCAGAGGAAUGACCUUCAGCACUGACCAAGAAAUCAAGAGCAUAUUCAUGAAUACUCUUUGGUUCAUCUGCCAAAAGAUCAUGCAUACAGAGAAAGAGAGACUCCCCUUAAUGGUCAUCCUCGAGAUUUUAAAAGAACAUUUCUUCAGCAACAUUAAAGACAGUGUGAGAUAUUAUGGCUACGAAGAGUUUUACAACGGAUUCUGCAACCUUCUCAGAGAGUACUUCAAGGUCAGAAAAACUCCUAAUAAGAAGUUCGAAAACAUUCUUGAUCCCCGAAUCUUCCUGAGACAGCUUGUUCUUGUCCUCAAGGAUUAUCAGACCAAGGAGAAGAGGAACACGAUACUAGAAGACCAUAAUUUGAUAGGUAUGUUUGACAUUAUGUCAUGUAUUCUCUCAGAAAUGCCUGAAUUAGUAGAGCCUUUUGCUCUUGAAUUUGGGCUACUGGAUGAACUCUGGAAAAACUGUCUUUUCCAAGAAACUGUUGAAGCUCCUAAGAUUGAUUACACAACUCAAAUAGAACAGAAUAACUCUGAACUCCAUACUAAUAAAUGCAACACUAGAACUAGCAGAGCAAGGGCUUUCUCUCUUUUGACACUUUUGACCACUAACUCUGCUAAGGUUAGAGAAAGUGUAUACACAGACUGCCUCUACAAAAUGGUUUCAUGUUUGGAAAGACCUGAAAAUUUUGCCACUAAAUCCGAAUCCGAAGCUAGAUUAUAUAGUUAUGCAGGAUUGAAAAAUCAAGGAGCUACUUGCUACAUGAACUCAAUGGUCCAGCAAUUAUAUAUGAUCCCUGCAUUCAAGUACUUGUUCCUAGCAGUCGAUGAUGGAAAAGACGAGAAUUAUGAUACUAACAACAUUGAGGAUGAGAAAUCCCUCUACCAUAAUAAAAAGAUUGAUGAUAACUUGUUACACCAGUUCCAAAAUACUCUAGCUUUCCUUGAGCUCACUGAGAGACAGUAUUACAAUGCCUUAGGCUUGUGUUUUGCCAUGAAGGAUUACUCAGGAAUGCCAACAAACUGCUCGAUGCAGCAAGACUCUCAAGAAUUCUUGAACCUCUGCUUCGAUAGGUUGGAGAACUUGUUAAAGCCUACACCUCAGCAAUAUGUUAUCCAGGAUAUUUUCGGAGCAAAGCAAUGUACUCAUAUGACUUGUGACUCAUGCGAUUAUGUAAAAUCAAGGAUUGAGGACUACUAUAUUCUUUCAGUUCCUGUAAAGGGCUUUAAGAGCCUUGAGGAAUCAUUCAACUCAUACACUGACGGAGAGAUAAUCUCAGACUUUACUUGUGACAACUGAGAGCAGAAAGUUGACAUCAAGAAGAAUUGCUCUUUAAUCAAUAUGCCAAAUAUCCUCAUGAUUCAUCUGCAGAAAAUCCAUUUCAACGUAGAAACUUUGAUGAACGAGAAGGUUGGAGAUAAGUACGAGUUCCCAACUCAUCUGGAUAUGAAGAACUACAUGAUUAAUAGCAUUGCUGAAAAGCAUGGAAUCAAGGAUCCUGAGCUACAUAAAUAUGCAGAGAAUAACUCUAAAAACUUCGAGUAUAGGCUUGUCGGAGUUAUCAUCCAUCAAGGAGUUGCAGACGGAGGUCAUUACUAUUCUCUGAUUUGCACUGAUUCAAAUAUUCACGACCCAAAACUAAAGGAAUGGCUUCCAACUGAGAACAUGAAAUGGACUGAGUUUAACGACACUGAUACCAGAGAUUACAACUUCAGAUCGAAUUUUCAAGACGAUUGCUUCGGAGGAAAGAGUAACAGUUACGGCCCUGCUCUCCCUAGCGAGUUCCAGUCUUGGGGAGGAGCUGGUGCCAGCAGCAAGAGCGCAUAUGUAUUAAUCUACCAAAAGAGAGAAUUCAAUGACAUCAGGCUCCAACUUGAUAUUGAAACUGUCAGAAGUCAAGGUAAGACACCAGCAGAGCAGAAAAAGAUUUUUGAAGAUGAGAAAGAUAGCUAUCUCCGUAGCAUCUACUCCUCCUACAACCAUUCCAAAAAGGAAGAGGAAAAAGAGGAAGAUAUCGAAGAAGAUCCUCAAGUCUUAGAAGAUAGAUUUAUGUCUUCUCUAGAAUGCGGAGAUAUCGCAGUUCCUAGAGAUAUUUUCCCCUAUUUAGUAAUCCCAAAUAGAAUUUCUGUAUAUCUUUCAAAGGAAGAAAAAGAAGACAGAAGAUUUAUGAGCGUCAAAUAUGACAAGGAAAAGAAAGAAUGUGUUUUGCCAAUAAAAUUCAUGGAUGUCUACAAAUUCAUCCCCUAUAAGAUCUAUAAGAACAUUUGGAAUGAUAACAACGUAUUCUCGUCAGAGAGACAAAUCAAUAAUAUCAACUUCUUGCAGUUCUUCAAGAACACGAUUAUUGAGGAGAAAAUCAUUGAACAGCAAGACAACCAGGAGAAAUUAUCGUUAUUAUACGACCUCUGUGUCAAAAUGAUCUUUGACAUGCUCGUAUAUGCAUUCAAUAAUGAGUCUAUUAUUGCAGUAUCUGAAGUUUUCACACAAAUCUUGCAAUUAUCAAAAGACUCGAUUGUUAAAUUCUCUGAUUUUAUCAUGGAAGAUAAUGGUUCAGAAUUCAUUAGAAUUCUCUUCAAAUGAGGAGAGUCUGCAGUCAGGGAGAGCGUCUCAAAGAUCCUCAGCACUGCUAUCAACAGAAUGUUCGAUGACAUCGAAUUGAUAGAGAAAGCAGAGCAGUUUAUGACCUUCAUGAUCAACUCAAUCCACACCCAGGCUUCAGCAAAUUGGACUAAGUUUGAACAAUUCUUUAACUUCAUUCACAAAGUUGCAAUCGGAGGAGAACCUCAGCUUCAAUACAUGAAGAAGCAUCAUGUUGAGACAUUGCUCGCUGACUUCUUCUUGGCAGAAAGGUCUCCUAUUAGGCCAAAAGAGGAGAAGAGAAUGUGUAUGGGAAAUAGCUACUCAAAGCCCAUGUACGAUUCACUUGUCCAGACCAUUUGCUAUUUAUCCAGGCAUACAGACCCCAGAGAGGAAGGACAGGAGAAAAUGCCCUCAACUAUAAUGGAUGGAGAAAUCUUCGCACCAGGUGAAAAUGAAAAAACUGUCAUUGUUAACAAGCACUUUGGAACUAAAGCCAUUAAAGAUGCCUUCGAAGCUGAAUCUGUUGGAAAACUAAUUGCUCAUUGGAGUUAUGAGAACGAAGAGAACUCAGCUAUAUUUGCAGGAGUUUUCCUCAAAGGAAUUAACGAAACAGAGUAUGAAGAGGUAGCUCCAUUCUUAACAGCAAUGCACCACUUUUUGGCUCUUGAGGAUAGUAUACAAGACAAAAGAUAUGAAUGGCUACUCGGAACACCCAUGCUUUUAGAUGGAUCAACUAUCAGAGUGAGUCCUCCAGAAUUUCCAAAGAUAGGAAUUCCAGCAAUCCAGGCUCUCUCUGAAGAGAUCUAUUAUUAUCCAAGUACUUUGAGAUCUCCUGAUUCUAUUGAAGAAAGUAUUCUGUCUUUGAUUUUCAGAUCAAAGAAGAGGUUUGAAAGCUAUACCUUAUUCUGCAUAAAGGAGCUAUUGGUCCUAGGAGAGAAAACCAUGAGAUACGUCCACAACAUGCCACCUCCAACAUACCAGUACGCUAGGUACACAGAUUGGAUCUUCCAAUUUGUAAACGAUAAGCUCAAGUCCAAGGCUAAGAGCAAUGAUCAGCAUAGGGAGCUCCUUCUUGAAGUCAAGGAGAUGCUGGACAAAUACCAAGAAGACUCUAAGCUAUACGAAGAUCAGAUUAAAGAGGACCACAAAGCUAAAUAUCAUCUCAGUGAUGAAGACAUGAUAGUCGACCCUUCCACUCAAAAAUCAGAACAAACAGAAGACUCCAAAGAGGAAAAGAUAGAGACUGGAGAUGAUCAAGAUGAAGAAAAACCAGUUUAUAGCGCUUUCCCUAAACCUUACCUCAUCAGAAAGGUCUUGAAAGAACAAGAAAUCUUAGUAAAAAGUACAGAUGAUCUCAGAAUUGUGCUCUCAGAGCUAGAAUGCGAGUGGACAUGGGCAAAGCCUAUGGGCACCACUAUAAAGACAGCACCUUUCCUGGAUUACUACCUUCAGAGGAAAAAGAAUAUUUCGUUAUGGAACAAGAAAGUCACAGUCAACAAGUCUGGUUUGAACAACACAGACAUCAAUGAGCCAGCGGUUGAUAUCAAAGACCCUAUCUUCAGUAAGAAAAAGGACAUGGAGGAUGAACCAGAAAAGACCACUUUAGUCCCUAUCGGGGAGGAAGAAGAAGAUGCGACUGAGCAAAGACAUCCGGGAGGAAAUAACCAAGAAGUCAAUGAAGAUAACAAUGAAGAUGACGACGAAGAUGAUGAUGAAGUUAACGCUUCCCUUAAUGAUAGAGUAAGAGACUUUGAUGUUGAAGCUGUUCAUGAGCAAGAAUUACAAGAAAUGAAUAACCCUGUCGUUGAAGAUGAGCCAAUCCCUGAACUUGCUGAAAAUAUUCAAGAUAAUCAGGAAGAUGAGGGACAAGAUACUGAAGAGAUGGUUGAAGAUAACCCAAAUGGGCCUCAUUUUGAAAAGAGCCCAGUAGUGAUGAGGCUUGCUGUGUACAAUUUUGGAGCCCAUAAAGCCAAGCUAGAAAUUCAAUUGAAGACUGAGACUGAUGCACCGAAUAUUUAUGUACCUUUGGAUAAGAUCAAGACUGAUGUAUAUUCCUCCAAGAAUAAAGCAGUCUGUUACUUCCAUAAGAUUCAUCCAGAAAUCCCAUUUGGUGAAAUUUCAUUCGAAUAUGUAGAGAUCGAUAAGAAGGAACCAGAAGAAAAGCCUGCUGCCGCAGACCAACAGACUGGUACUGCCGUUGGAACAGGUACAACAGGAGAAAGCACUAAUAUUGGGGUUGAAAACGAGUUUGAUGGUUACCAAGAUGAAAUCAGUUGUUCAGCCUGUACUCUCUUGAAUCCAUUAAGUGCCCACAAAUGUUCAAUCUGCGGAGCUACACUUCCACACAGAGCAUAAAGAUGUUAUCAAAAUAAUUUCAGUCAAACUUACC
This is a messenger RNA of Moneuplotes crassus, 10512 nucleotides long. The record is from the annotation of a GenBank genome assembly. NCBI's taxonomy places the organism in Eukaryota, Ciliophora, Spirotrichea, Euplotida, Euplotidae.